AUGGCUAGCAGAACAGUCUUACAGUUCUCAAACGUCCUAAACUCUAAAGUCGCACAGGCCAACUCUGCUCUGGCUUCAAAUCUUCCCUCACAAUCUUCUGACCUUACAACAUCCUCUCAACCUUCUCUAAUCUUACCUGCUGCUCUCCUUUCAAUCUUCUCUCUUCUCUCAUCAACUCACCACCCCAUCUCGGUAACAACAUCCAUUCCAACCUUCUCUUCAACUCUACAAAAUCAUCAUCCAUUGUCAAAGGAUUCCCCUUUGUCUCCAUCAUCUCCUAACCCAUCUAGUUACCCCCAAGAAUCUCCUCAAUCUGCAAUCCCAUCCUCUUCCUCUUCCUCUUCCUCCUCCUCAUCUUCAUCCUCAAAUACUCCCUCAUCAACAUUCCCCUCCUUUGAUGCAAUCUCAGCUUCCUUAGAACAAUUCGUCACCCUCAUUGAUGCUUAUCUAGCACAACAAGAAGCACAGCUUUCAGCAUCAGACCAACUCACACGUGCAGCUUCUUUUACUGGCCCAACCCCUUAUGAUCAGGCUCUCGAUGACCUCCAAUGGGCAAUCAUUGGUUACGCCUCUCUUGCCAUUUAUGCCCAUCUAGUUGAUGACCUUUGCACACAAACUCUCCCACUCUCAAAAGACUUGCUCUAUUGGGACUCCAUCCUCAAUUCUUCUCACAACUCUUGGGCAACUCUUAUCUAUUCUAUUCAAACUGCUCCCAUUAAAAUUUACUCAAAAUUCUCCUCAAUUUCUUUACAAAACUUGCCAAUAGGAAUCACCACAUCACGUGUUAACCUCCAAACACUUUCCUCAUCAUCAUCAUCAUCAUCAUCAUCAUCAUCAUCAUUCAUUCCACUACAAUCCCUCAAUGCUUGGUUGACAGCUUUCCAAGAAGCCUUUUCCAGAGCACAAUCAGUUGCUAAACAACUCUUUUCCCUUCCAUCCCCAAAUACACCUUCCUCUCUAUUUUCAUCCAUCUCUGUUUUUUUCCUUCUUUAUUCUCCACUCAACCCAGCCCGUAAGGAAAUCGCAGCCCAUAGAUCACACCUCAUUCGACUCCGCAAUAAAACUGCAAAGUCUCUUGGAUACCUUGUUGGAGAAUCUUUCCAAAUGCUUAAAAAACACCAGCAUGACACCAACUACCGUCGCCUCAUGAACCAAGCUGAGGAAGAUACAAUUGCCCCCCGUGACCACUGGAAACUUGAAAUCCAAACUGCUGCUAAUACCCUUGCCAAGGUCCUUCAAAGUGAUCCUGCCAGAUUAAAUACCAAUGCUGAUAUUACACAAUAUGAUGAUGAAUAUGACUUUAGAUUACGUCACGGAUUCCCCGUUGAUUUAAUGCCUCCUGUUGCUGUUGCUUCCAAACUUCUCAAUAUCCUUAAUAAGGAUCUAAAAGUCCAUACCCAAGAGUACACACGCAAGAGUCUUGCCCAUGGGAAACCCCGCUGGCUUGUGCGCAACUGGCCAAUGCUUGUAGGACUUACCUACGGCGGUCUCUACACUGCUCGACAAGUACUUGGCAAUUGGCCCGCAAUUGUACAAUGGUUCCAAACAAGUGUUGUUGAUACCCUCACUGCAUUUUGGCAUAACUGGAUUGUGGGGCCCCUGACCCAGAUUUAUAAUACAAUAAGACACGACCAGCACGAUGCAGAUAUGGCUCUUAUUACCAGACAAAGUCUCCAAGCAGAUGUUGAAUCACUGGAACGUAUGGUUGUCCAGUUUGCCCGUGAUCAUGGAGAACUCACAGCUGCAACUGAAGAAGCCACUGCAGCCAUGGAAGCAUCAUUGGCUGCACGCGUACGUAAUGGUGAUAUUUCUUCAGUCUUACGUCCAUACGAAUCUCAAAUUCAGACUCCACUUCGGUCUCUUGUUGGUGGUGAUUUAGUUCGAGCACUUUUAAUUCAAGUCCAGAAAACUAAGGUUGAUGUCGAAACUGCAGUUUCCGGAAUUGAUAGACUUUUACAAUCACAACAAUUAGUUUUUGGAGUUGUGGCAGCAUUACCUUCCUUUGCAGCAGCUUAUUGGAUUGUCCUUAAACCAACCGCUUCCGCACUCACUGGUAAUGUCCGAAGAUCGCGAGCUCAAGCUGGCCGUAGAGAUGCACUGGCCACAAUUUUGGGUCGUGUGGAUCGUCUUUUGGGUGCCCUUGCUGGGUUAGCUGCUGCAUCAGCUGCAGAUGCUUCAGAUCAUAGUAGCAACGCACUAAAUACAGAUGAUGCUGCUGACUCAUCUGUAACUUCUGUGGCUGUUACAGGGGGUCCAGAAUCUGAAGAUCCAUCUUCUGUUAGCCAGUAUCAUAUGUUGGUUGGUCUUUUUCUUUGUGAAACCUAUCUUUUGCGUGACCAGGGCCACGCUGUAUUACCACGCUCUCGAAUUGUUGAUUGGGAACAAGAUGUUUCUGAUCUCGAAGAUCUUGUCAAGGGUCCUGAAUUCCAGCAACGAGUUGUGGUACGCAUUUGGAACGUUUAUGGUCGGUGGCUUAAAUAA
Magnusiomyces paraingens is the source of this 2481-nucleotide messenger RNA. RefSeq lists its product as uncharacterized. NCBI's taxonomy places the organism in Eukaryota, Fungi, Ascomycota, Dipodascomycetes, Dipodascales, Dipodascaceae. Gene Ontology annotation, cellular component: mitochondrial outer membrane. The coding region runs from base 1 to 2481 and encodes 826 amino acids. The record is from RefSeq and is a predicted model, not a curated record. The transcript has a single exon.